Molecule: messenger RNA, 426 nt
Organism: Pleurotus ostreatus (oyster mushroom)
Lineage: Eukaryota; Fungi; Basidiomycota; Agaricomycetes; Agaricales; Pleurotaceae
Exons: 1
Coding region: 1-426 (141 amino acids)
Source: RefSeq, a predicted model, not a curated record
AUGCAUCAACCCCUCCCCUUUCACAUUCACAGAGACGGCUACACCCUCCGCGCGACAGACGUGGGCAACAUCAACAACGAAUUCGCGGUCUCCCCGCCCUUCUCCAUCGGCCCCGAAAUAUCCCCCACUUCCUCUUUCGCCUCUUCCACCUCGUCUGCCUCUUCCACCUCGUCUGCUUCUUCCACCUCGUCUGCUUCUUCCGCCCCUCCCUCUGGAUCCAUGCCUGCUACGGCUUCAGGGAGCGGAACGAUCCUCUCCAUCCCCCCGACGUCCGUGUUCGGCAUCACAGUCUCUUCGCCGACAGCCACGGCGCCUGCUGGCUCUUUGGGAGGGUCGGCUACAAGUGGGGGCGGGGCGGGGAGUGGGACGAAUACAGCUAGCUACCCAGGGCGGCGCUACGGACUUCAACGGAGCCUCAGCUGCUGA